AUGUGCGAUAUAAAUGCAAAUAUAUCAAGUAAUGAUGUACAAGAAUUGCUUAACAUAGCAGGAAAGCCAAGAUUAGGUCAUUAUGUUAUUUUAAAAACACUUGGAGAAGGAAGCUUUGGAAAAGUAAAGCUUGCUGUUCAUUCUAUAACAGGACAUAAAGUUGCUCUUAAAAUAAUUUCACGAAAAUCAUUAUUAAAUUUAGAUAUGUCAUCAAGAGUAGAUCGUGAAAUAUCAUAUUUAAAGCUUUUAAGACAUCCUCAUAUUAUUAAACUGUAUGAGGUAAUUGCUACCCCUACAGAUAUAAUCAUAGUUAUAGAGUAUGCUGGUGGUGAAUUAUUUGAUUAUAUUGUUUCUCGGGGUAAAAUGAGUGAAGAUGAAGCUCGACGUUUUUUCCAACAAAUUAUAGCUGCUGUAGAAUAUUGUCAUCGUCAUAAAAUUGUUCAUAGAGAUUUGAAACCAGAAAACCUUUUACUAGAUGAUUUUCUUAAUGUUAAAAUUGCGGAUUUUGGUUUAUCAAAUCUCAUGACUGACGGAAAUUUUCUAAAGACAUCAUGUGGAUCACCAAAUUAUGCUGCACCUGAAGUCAUAUCUGGAAAGCUAUAUGCUGGUCCUGAAGUAGAUGUUUGGUCUUGCGGAGUUAUUCUUUAUGUUAUGCUUGUUGGUCGACUACCGUUUGAUGAUGAAUUUAUACCUACAUUGUUUAAAAAAAUAAAUGGAGGAAUUUAUACUAUUCCUUCAUUUUUGAGCACAGACGCUAAAGAGUUACUUAGUCAAAUGCUUAUUGUAGAUCCUAUUCAACGAAUUACAUUACAAGAAAUUCGGAAGAAUAAAUGGUUUAAUCUAAAUUUACCUGAUUAUCUUCGUCCAUUUAGUGAAUCUGAAGAACAGAGUGAAGUUGAUGAUAGAAUUGUUGGGAAACUCAGACAGGCUAUGGGCUACAAUAAAGAUCACGUAUAUGAAGCACUUUCUAGAUCAGAUGGGAAUGAAAUAAAAGACGCCUAUCGUUUAGUAGCAGAAAAUCAAAUGAGAUACAAGGAUUCUAGAAUUACUACAGCAAAGAAUAUGCAAUCGUUUUUAGCCCAGUCUCCGCCUAGUUGGAAUGUUGAGCAGAUUAAAUCUCCACGAAAUAUUUCAUCAUCAUCAUCAAGUCAUUCUUCAUCCACUAACUUAAAUACUUCUAUAGGACGAGAGUCAUUUAAUACACUAUUAACAUCAGUUAGUAGAUCAUAUACACGAAUAGAAGAAGAACAGACUCCUUUUCAUAUUAGUAUUUUACCAUCUAGUCUCCAUAAUUAUCAUGUAAUGUAUAUGAAUAAAAUAUCUCUCAGUACAUCAAAUAAAGAUGAAAAGUCGCAAAAUAAAAUAUUUAGGUCAACUAUAUCAAUGCCUAUAAAUUCAGAAAAAAAAAAACGUAUAAAUCGAUGGCAUUUUGGAAUACGCAGUAGAAGUUCUCCAUUGGAAAUAAUGAUAGAAAUAUACAGAGCAUUAAAAGAUCUUGGCGCUGAGUGGGUUGAUUUAGAGUCUAGGGAUAUAGAUAUGUCUGAUAAAACAAAUAAAUCAAAAGAAAAAAAUAUCAUGGAAGAUGAUACUAAAGAGUGUAUACCAACUUUAGAUAAAAUUAAAGAUCCUUAUGUUAUUAAAUGCCGUUUGACGAAAUUAUUUGAUAAAGAAAAAAAGAUUAUAGUAACUAUUGUUAUUCAAUUAUAUCAUUUAGAAUCUAAUAAUUUUUUGGUGGAUUUUAAAUGUGGGGGCUAUCAAAGUAUAUGUUCAGUUAUUUCAGAAUUAUCAUUAAAUGAUAUAGAAAGUGAAACAGGGAAAAUAGUCGAUGGAAUAAGUAAAUUAAUGAAAGAUAGUACAGUAAAUUCCAGUUCUCGAAAUUUGAAUACAACAUAUUCUACAUCAAAUACUUUUAUAAGAAAUGUUUCUGAAAAACAAGUUACAAGUCCUUUUCCUUUUUUAGAUAUGGCGAGCCAGUUAAUAUUAAAUCUUAUGUAA
This is a messenger RNA of Pneumocystis jirovecii RU7, 1995 nucleotides long. RefSeq lists its product as uncharacterized. The transcript has 5 exons. The record is from RefSeq and is a predicted model, not a curated record. Gene Ontology annotation, cellular component: cytoplasm. Gene Ontology annotation, biological process: protein phosphorylation; intracellular signal transduction. Gene Ontology annotation, molecular function: protein serine/threonine kinase activity; ATP binding. Bases 1 to 1995 code for a protein of 664 amino acids. Lineage: Eukaryota; Fungi; Ascomycota; Pneumocystomycetes; Pneumocystales; Pneumocystaceae.